Messenger RNA from Anoplopoma fimbria (sablefish), 2482 nucleotides. It is a transcript of the gene zc3h14, whose product is annotated as zinc finger CCCH-type containing 14. The record is from RefSeq and is a predicted model, not a curated record. Gene Ontology annotation, molecular function: metal ion binding; poly(A) binding. Bases 173 to 2251 code for a protein of 692 amino acids. The transcript has 17 exons. Lineage: Eukaryota; Metazoa; Chordata; Actinopteri; Perciformes; Anoplopomatidae. Gene Ontology annotation, biological process: regulation of mRNA stability. Gene Ontology annotation, cellular component: cytoplasm; nucleus.
AGAGUAAGAAGCGCGAAUGUUGUUUCCCUUGAUUUGUCCCUCUUCGGCUACCGUCGUCGGCCACCUGAUCAUACGUCACAGUUGUUCCUGUUUGUUAGCUGUCUGUUAGCGGUAAAAGCUAGAGCAACAAUCGCUUCUUUUAUAACUCAUUUAUUUGAAUUAAACCGCAAGAAUGGAGAUCGGGACAGAGAUAAGCAAGAAAAUAAGAGCGGCUAUCAAGGGCAAGCUUCAGGAGCUCGGUGCAUAUAUUGAUGAAGAGCUCCCUGACUAUAUUAUGGUGAUGGUUGCAAACAAGAAGACCUCUCAACAGAUGGCCGAUGAUCUCUCCCUUUUUCUUGGAAACAACACUUUGAAAUUCACAGUGUGGCUACAAGGUGUCCUUGAGAAGUUGAGAUCUGUUGCAGUCGAGCCUGCAUCCCUAAGUGCACAUCCGCUGCAGUCUGACGGCGGCACUGUGGCUGGGAAAAACAGGUCAUCUGUAAGUGAGGACAGCAGGGCAGAGGAGCUGAAGGUGCUGACGGUGUCCAGCUCACGCUCCGAUAGGACUGAAGCACGCGUGUCCAGUUCCGCUCAUGAAAGCAGGAGAGGCAGCUCGGAGAAGAGUUCCUCUCGACUUACCUCCACUGUUAAGCCCCUCAUGGAGCUGCUCCCCUUAGACGCCGUUAUUGACAUCAAGCCAGAGAUGGAUGAUGACCUCAUCGCCGAGGAUCCUGUAGAAAUUGGAACCAACCAUGGUCGAACACGCGGUGCAGCUAGUAGACCCACAGCAGAAAUCUACAGACCGGGUCAGAGCAAGUAUACAUCAUUAAGCUCUGCUGAAUCGUUUCGACCAUCAGAAGGAUCCUCUCACUCCAGGCAGCAGGACAGCAGGAGCAGCAGAACCUCCAGAACCGGAUCCAGCAGGCAGGAGGAGUUGUCACGGAAGCGUAAGGCGCCGGUAGCGAGUUCAGUGGUGCGAGUGAACCGAGCAGCAGCAGCAGCAGCAGCAGAAGAAGAAGAAGACAGCGAUGACGUGGAAGAGGAGGAUACAGGCUACGGAGGCAGAGGCCUUUCCAGUAGAGUGUCCCUCCCCUCCAAACCAGAACGCAAGCCUACUCUCCCUCCAGCCAAGCAAGCCAACAGGAAUCUGAUACUGAAGGCCAUCUCUGAAGCUCAAGACUCCAUUACCAAAACUACCGCCUACCCCACAGUACCACAGAGGAAGACUGUUCCUGUUGCACCUCGUACCCGUACGGCCAGCACUGAUGAGAUGACUGCAGCCAUCCAGCUGGUCCAGGAGCACCUCCACAGCCUGACCCCCAGGGUUCAGACCUACACCUCUGCAGAGCUACCUCCUUCCAGAACUGCUCCAGUGAGAUCUUUAGCUUCUCGCCUUCAGCUGGAUUUAGCAGAGAGCAGUGAUAGAGGAGAGCAGAGUGACUAUGUUGUUGAGGUCACUGAAGGCGGUGAUGCAAAGCCAUUUGAUACCCGCUCCUUCAUAGUGAGCCGACCACAGCUGGGAGAGACUUCAACCAGAAGCCAGCUCCGUCCUCAGGUCAAAGGGGAAGUCCCGUCUGCUAUACCACGCACUGUCCAGGCCAGUAAGGAGAGGGGAGACAGCCCCAAGUUCAUAGUGACGUUAGAUGGGGUACCGAGCCCGCUGGGGAAUAUCGCAGACUGUGAGAUGGAGCUGGAGGAAGUGAGACCGCCCUCAAAGGUCACCGAGGCGACCGUCCCCGUCAACAGGGGUGCCAAAGUCAGCAUCCUUCACAGACUUCAAAGACUCGCAUCAUCAGAAGAUGAUAUGAUGGAGGUUGAGAUGGCGGAAGAGGGCGGUGUGUCUUUAAAGAAACGGAAGGUGACGGAGCGCUGCAAGUUCUGGCCGGUCUGUAAAAGCGGAGACGAUUGUUUGUACCAUCACCCUACAACACAGUGCAAGACUUUUCCCACUUGCAAGUUUGGGGAUAAAUGCCUUUUUGUGCAUCCUAAUUGUAAGUACGACGCCAGGUGCUCCAAGCCAGACUGUCCCUUCACUCAUGUCAGCCGAAGAAGCACAUCUGCUCCUCCGCCCAGGCCAGCAGUGCAGCCAGUGCAAUCCACUAGCGUGUGCCGCUUCUUCCCUGAGUGCAAGAAGAUGGAUUGUCCAUUUUAUCAUCCCAAGCCUUGUCGCUUCGCGGCACAGUGUAAGCGAUCUGGAUGUACCUUCUACCACCCGACCACAGCUGUGCCUCCGAGACACGCCCUGAAGUGGACAAAAACGCAGACCAGCUAAUAAAGUCCAGGGAGUCUUGACAGAAGUCUGAUGACGGUUUACAUUUGAAGCUAUGGAGGAUAUUUGCCAUCUGUGUCUAUUGAUUUUCAUUAUUUUCCUUCUAAAAACUGUUCAUUUUAAUGUCUUGUUUGGGUUGAUUUUUAAAAGAAUUGUUUUGUAAGAGUAAAAUGUUUUUGCUCUCUCAGAAUAUUAAAUACUCUACAGUGAACUUUACACUUGUGUAAUCUUGUC